UUCUUUAAUUAAAUUUUUCGAUAAUAUAAAUUAUCUAAUUAAACAACGGGCUUACGUUGCAUUUUACGACAAAUAUACUGAAAUAUAUGUCGAGAGAUGGCAGUAGGCGUCCUAAAAAUGAAAUUUCAAAUGUCGGCAAUGGUGUUUACAAAUUCGUCCCAGUCACGCGUCGCGACAGGUUAGGUAAGGUUAGGAUCGCCACUCACGUCGAGUUCGCAUUGACGGUCGUUGCAGAGAAUUUACAUCGAAUUUCGGUUUAAAUCAAUUAGACUUUGCAUCGAGAUAUAACUAGAAAAGAUAUUUUGCUGCUUGGUAUACAUGAAAAGUACAAUUUUAAGAAAAUUGUUGCAAACGUAUUAAAGUAUUUAUAUUUAUACUGAUUUCUAUAAGAUUCUUGAUAAUGAUGCAAUUGUCAUGUAAUCAUAUAUGUAAUUUGAACAGAGUGAAUGAGAUACCUGUCUUAUCUGUAUAUGUAUUUCUGAGAAAACUGGUCUUAUUAAUUUAACAGAGAGCAAGAAAACGCUGAAAGAGAAACGAUGAAAAGAAAUUUACGAAUUAAUUAUAAUCAGCCAAUAAUUGAACUGUCAGAUUCUGACGAUGAUUGUAAAACAUCUAAACGAUCCAAAGACGAGGACUAUGCAGCAGAACAGAGCAAGGGAAAAAUCACGGCGGUUAAGAAAGAGCCAGUGAAAAGGGCGAGGAGAAAUACGCAGACCAAGAAUGUUAAGUCUGUCAAAAGAAAGAGUGAAAAAGUAACCUCGGAGACGUUGAGUAACAAGAGAAUAAAGCUCAAAGAAGAAUUGUCGUGCACUGACGCUGCAGACUCCGCAAUAGUGUUGGAAGAAGACCGGAAGGAUUUAAUCGACACUCGUGUGAAGGAAGACGUAAAGUUCGAAGAGAAGUUCAACUUCGAUGUCUCGCAAUGCACGGAAUGGACCGAGGUCGACUAUAUAAGCGAGAUCAACAAUGUGGAUAGGCGUAUCACGGAGAACGUGGUGAAACUUUUCAAGGAAGACAACACCAUACCGUUUAUCGCGAGAUACAGAAAGAACAUGACUGGAUCCAUGGAGCCGGAUAAACUCAGGGCACUUCUGGACAGUUUUGAACAGGCGAAGGCGAUCAAGCUCCGUGCCGCGACGAUUAUCAAGAGCAUCGACAAGUUGGGAAAGUGGUCGCCGGAAGUUCACUCUGCUAUCACAUCUGUGAAGUCUCUCGCCGAUCUCGACUAUAUUUAUUCUCUGUAUAAGCCCUCGACAUCGAAGCGAAGUCUUGCGGAGAAGGCGCGACAGUUGGGCCUGGGUGUUGUUGGCGAUGCCGUUUUACAAGGGCAGGAUCUGCCGCCGUUGACAUCCCUGAUAGACGAACAAAGGGAAGGCUUGCGAAACGAGCAGGAAGUGAGAAGCGGUAUCGUGCAUAUAAUAGCGGACGCCAUCAGCAAGAACAAGGAGAUCUUCGACGAGGUGACAUCUCUCCGGAAAACGUUUGCUAUAGAGAUACAAACGACACAGUGUAAAACGCCCGAGGAUUCGAAGAAGGUGGACGAGCAGAAGAAGUACGAGCAGUACUUCGAUUUUAAGUUGAACGUGAACUACAUCAAGCCGCAUCACAUACUGGCCAUCAAUCGGGCCGAGUCGCAGAAGAUCAUCAGCGUGAAGAUCGCCGUCCCCGACGCGUUCGAGCGCGCGUUCAAGAAAUAUUGCUUGUCGCGAUACAGCAGGAUUGCUUGGCGCGUUCAGCAGGAGCGAGGAGAUAACAUGAAAAUGCAUUGGGAUUUACUCAGCGACAGUAUCGAUUACGCUUACAAGAAACAGAUUAAACCUCAGAUGAUACGUCGCAUGAGGAGCGAGAUGAAGGAAAACGCGGAAAGGGCGUCCAUAGAGGUUUUCGCGACUAACGUUAAGCAACUGCUGCUCAUUCCUCCCGUGCGAGGUAAAAUCGUUCUCGGUAUAGACCCGGGUUACCGUCACGGAUGUAAGCUCGCCGUCGUGUCGGAGCAGGGCGACCUCCUUGAGACCGCCGUGAUACAUCCCCACGACCGUUCGUCGUCGUUUAAAGACGCGGCUGGCGAGUUGGCGAAAUUGGUGAACAAAUACGGGUGUACGGUAAUAGCUCUGGGAAACGCCACUGCGUGCAGGGAAACCGAGCUGUUUCUGACAAAGGUAUUAGGGUCGAAGAUGAUUGGCCGGCUGAACGCGAUGUAUACCAUCGUUGACGAAAGCGGGGCCUCGAUUUACAGCUGUAGCCCACAGGCGAAAUCAGAGUUCCCCGAUCUCGAUCCGAAUCUGGUGUCGGCGAUCUCGAUAGCGAGACGUUUGCAGGAUCCGUUGGCCGAAUUAGUUAAGAUAGAGCCGAAGCAUUUAGGAGUCGGGAUGUAUCAGCACGAUCUUUCGGAGACGAAACUGACGAAGACGCUAUCCGAAGUUGUUACAGAGGUUGUGAGUUUUGUAGGAGUCGAUAUCAAUACAGCUUCCCAUUAUCUUCUACAGCACGUAGCCGGCCUCACGCCUUCUAGGUCUAAGAGCAUCAUAGAAUGGCGGACCAAAAACGGACCGUUCAGAAAUAGAGAGCAGUUGCUGAAGGUGAAGGGUAUCGGCAGCAAAACUUUCGAACAGUGUGCAGGAUUCAUAAGAAUUCUACCGGAGACGGCAACGGUUAGCAAUACCCCGUCGGAACGGGGCAAAAAAUGGGAGAGGGAUUUCAAUCCUUUAGAUCAGACGUGGAUCCAUCCGGAAUCGUACGCGAUAGCGAAUAAAUUCGUAAAAUACUGCCAAUGCAAUUUAGACGAUAUUGGCACUCUGACAUUUAUCGAGAAAAUAAAUUCUCACGCGAAAACUGAAUAUGGAAAGCUAGCCGCGCAGUACGGCACCGAUGAGACUACAAUGGAAACCAUAGUUAAAGCCCUGACCAUGCAGAAGGACGAGGAUAUACGAUCGAAAUUGAGCCAGCCGUUGUUCCGCAACAGCGUACGAUGUAUCGACGAUUUGACUAUCGGUACCGUAUUGAGCGGCGUCGUGCGAAAUGUCACGCAUUUUGGAUCGUUCGUAGACGUGGGUGUUGGUAGGGAGGGAUUGAUACACGUCACCCGUAUGAAAAAAGAUCUGUAUAUAGGGCAGCGAGUGGAAGUGAAGGUAGUUGCCAUCGAACUGGCACGCCAAAGGAUUAGUCUCGAGUUAAUAAGUUAAUUAACGCGUAAUCGCGUCGAUUGCUGUUCUCGACGUUAUGUAUUACGAUCGAUAACUAGCGUUAGGUUGGUACCUAAGAUCAUUUUAUUUUAGUACAUUUAUACAUUUAUAUAAUUUAUCUGAAAUCUAGAAAAAAAAGGAAGAAAUAAAUUAUUUUUGAAGCUUAAUGCCACGAUAUCCGUGGACAAAAAUAAUUGUAUAAUCAAAUUGCAUAAUCAGCAAUUUUGUGAUAUUUGUGUUAUUUUGAAAGUAAAGUAUUGCUGUUGCGAUAAUGAUAAAUAUAUUUUUUUUUAGAUAGAUAUUUAACUAAAUAUCAAUUUUUUGUUUAGCAAACUUAUAAGCAGCAGUAAUAAAGAUGUCUAGUUAAAAAAAGGAUAUAUUUCAACGAUGAGGUAGAGAUUAUGGAUGAAAAAGGGAAAGAGGGAGGGAAGAUUUCAGCUCGGCAUCAACUCAUAAUCAUCAUCAUCUUUCUUUUCAUUAGUCGUCUCGUCAGCCCCACGGAUCCAGGGUACUAAUAUAUUCCACUGCAUUGUCAUUAAAUGACGGAUUAUACUUCAUAGGGUGCACAUUGUACAUUUCCUCUCUGAUUCUGAUUAGUCAGUCCAAUUGCAUACCAGAAAUGCUGAUAAGAUUCACAAUCUUUUAAAAAAUAAAGAGUUGAAAUUCUUCCUUAGCCUGUGUAUAUUUUUUUAAUACACCAACAGUUUUUUUCUUUAAAAACCUCAACCGCGUCCACAAAUUCAAUCUUUAUAACUUUGUUUUAAUUCUUAGUGCUCAUUUCCACCAAUGUAGAUUAACUUAGAUCUCAGUUUAACUUACUCUUUACCUUUUUCCAAUUUUUAAAACUAAAAGAUUAAAAGCAACUGUUAAACUGAGAUCAAAGUCUGACUAGCCAGACAGAACCAGAGAGGAAAUGUACAAUGUGCACCCUAUGAAGUAUAAUCCGUCAUUUAAUGGCAAUGCAGUGGAAUAUAUUAGUACUCUCAAUCCGCGGAGCUGACGAGACAACUGAUGAAAAGAUAGAUGAUGAUGAUUAUGAGUUGACGCUGAGCUGAAAUCCUCCCCUCUCCUCCUUUCCUUAAUCUGCUGCAUUGGUAGAAAUAGACAUAAAGGUUUAAGCAGUUGUAUUGAUUGAGCCUAAAUUAAGAGCAAGUGAUGAAAAGAUGUUUUGUUAACAAAAAUGUAUUCUACUUCGUGAAACAGUCCUGGUAGACUGUUUUCUACCUCACUUCUGAACUAUGUAUGAGAAUUAUUUACGAAAUUUAUAAACAUAGACCUAUGUAGUAAUAAAAUAAUAAAAAAUAGUAAUUAAUAAAAUAAUAAA
Messenger RNA from Solenopsis invicta (red fire ant), 4506 nucleotides. Its product is annotated as S1 RNA-binding domain-containing protein 1. Gene Ontology annotation, biological process: nucleobase-containing compound metabolic process; translation. Gene Ontology annotation, molecular function: structural constituent of ribosome; mRNA binding. The coding region runs from base 537 to 3182 and encodes 881 amino acids. The record is from RefSeq and is a predicted model, not a curated record. The transcript has 3 exons. Lineage: Eukaryota; Metazoa; Arthropoda; Insecta; Hymenoptera; Formicidae.